Plasmodium malariae is the source of this 2337-nucleotide messenger RNA. Its product is annotated as conserved Plasmodium protein, unknown function. Gene Ontology annotation, biological process: tRNA pseudouridine synthesis. The record is from RefSeq and is a predicted model, not a curated record. Lineage: Eukaryota; Apicomplexa; Aconoidasida; Haemosporida; Plasmodiidae. The coding region runs from base 1 to 2337 and encodes 778 amino acids. The transcript has a single exon. Gene Ontology annotation, molecular function: RNA binding; pseudouridine synthase activity.
AUGGACAACACCUGCUUUCGUUGCUCAGUAUCACAAGAAAAAUUACUUGACGAUGACUAUCUUUUCUUCGAUGAACACUUUUUGAACGAUUACACUUAUGACAAAGAGGGCAAAAAAGAAAAUAAUCCGAAAAAACAUUUUCUGCAUAAUAGUAAAGAACGAUUUUUAAAAUACUUAAACUAUGAAAAAGAAAUUAUUAAUUGCGAUUUACAGGAUGUGUAUAAAAAAGUUUAUAUGAAUUUACAUUUAUGCAAAAAAUGUAAAGGAUUACACAACAUUGAUUUAAUAUUAUUUUAUAAUAAAAAUAGCAGUUUUCAUCAUAAUAUGAUAAAAGAAAAAUUACUGUUCAGCCCAGAGGAGGAACAGAAAAUUAACGAUAAUUUUAAUAAUAUGAAAAAAAUAUUUCAUAUUCUUUUGUAUAAUAUUGAUAUAGUUUUUUUUUUUUUCUAUCUGCAUGAAGCAAAAAAAAUAAGCGAAAAUGAAAAUAUUUCUUUACACACAUUUCAAAAAAUUUUUGAACAAAUAAAAGAAUAUGUUAUUGUUAAAGUAAAAAUAGAGAAUGAUUUUAUCAAACAAAAAAUUUAUAAAGUUUUCAUAUUUGUUUUAAUAUAUUUUUAUUUGACAUUUUAUAUUAAAAUAUUUAAAACUCUAAAUUUAAGCAAAGAAAAAAUUGAAUUUGCUGUGAAUUUGUACAAGCAAUCUGUACUAAUUUUUACUGCUAAUACAACUGAAGAGGAUAAAGAUAAAAAUAACGAGUUUAAUGAAUCGUUAUAUAAACAUGAAAGCCGAAAAAACUACCAUUAUAAAAGACAAAAAAUAAUAGAUAAUAUAGAAGAUAGUAAAAAGUUCAACUCUUAUAAUGCAAAUGAUACCUAUAAUUGUUCUGCGAAUGACGAAGGAGCUAAUAAGAUAGAGAAAAAAGCCGAUGAAGAAGGGCUAGCGAAAAAGGAGGAAGAUAAUGAGUUAGCUACUAAAAUCUCUCCUUUUGUUUUUGAUAUAUAUAUUUCACUUAAUAAUUUGUGUAUAUGCGGUUAUUACAAUAAAUAUAGUAAAGAAAUCUCUCAAACGAAAUGGUUAGAAAAUGAUUCAUUCGUAAGUAUUUUAUCAGUAGAAGAAUGUAUUUAUGAAAUUUUUAGAAAAAUAUUUUUAUCGACUAGUUGUACAUUUAUUGGUUCUGGAAGAGAAGAUAAAGAUGCUCGUAUGAUGAAUAUUGGUAGACCUUUUGUUUUUGUUUUAAGAGAGACAAAAUUUUCCUACUUAAAUUUCUUUUUAUUUUUUAGCAAGUUAAAAAAACUAGCAACAAAUUACAGUACUAGUAGUGAUACUUCUGAAAUUAAAACAAUAGACCAGUUAAAUAACUUUCUUCAACAUUAUAAGCCCACAAGUGAAAAUUCGAUAUGUGAAAACUCGUUUAGAGAAAAUUUGUUAUGUCAAAGUUCACUAAAUCAAUAUUCGGGUAAUGAGGAAAAGACCCAUGAUUCUUCACACGAAAUAAAGGAAUUUUACGCAUUAAUAACGAAAAAUAAUACUUUUUCCUUAUAUGAUAUAAUAUCUAAUAAAGUGAUAGUAGAACAAGCAAAGGAUAAAACCCUUGAAGAACAUAAAAUAGGUAUAUAUCAUAUAUCAUAUAAUUAUAAUAAAGAGCUGGAAGUAUUGCUAUCAGAUGAUUCAAAAUUGAAUAAAGAAACUUGUAAUAAUCAAAAAAUUCACAUUCUAGGUAAUGCAGAAAACGGUUAUACGGAUGAUGUGUAUUUACAUUUUAACUCAAAUAAAAUCGAUCAUAUAGAUAAUAAUAUAGUUGACACAGAAGAUAAAAAUGUUUUAAAAAAGGGGAUUACAAAAAAUAAAAAUUCCCUGUGUUACAAUAUUAAUGAUCUAGUUGAUGUUAAAUUAAGCAAUAUUGCCUUUAGCACAAAUUAUAAACUAAUAAAAAAGGUUAUGAAGUAUGGUGAAGAAAGAAAAAAAGCAUAUAAAUGCCUAAUAUAUCAUUCCACUUUAAUGAACAAAGAAAAAAUACAACAAAUUAAUAACGAUGUUUUAAAUUAUGAAAAAAAUAGUUCCUACGUAAUUAGCGUUAUGCAAAAAACACCAAUAAGGGUACUUCAUAGAAGAGGACUAAUACAAAGAGAAAGAAAAGUUUAUGAGUUUAAUCUUGUUUUUAUUCAUGAACAUUUUUCUUUAUUAUAUAUAUUAGCACAGUCUGGUAUGUAUGUAAAAGAAUUCGUUAAUGGUGAUAGAGGAAGAACUUUUCCAAACAUGAAAUAUUUUUUUGGUGAAGAUGCUUUCGUUAAUAUACUAAAUUUAGAUGUGUCAAGUUUCAUAUAUAAUGUAAACUAA